Crotalus tigris (Tiger rattlesnake) is the source of this 2120-nucleotide messenger RNA. RefSeq lists its product as uncharacterized. Lineage: Eukaryota; Metazoa; Chordata; Lepidosauria; Squamata; Viperidae. Bases 11 to 1576 code for a protein of 521 amino acids. The record is from RefSeq and is a predicted model, not a curated record. Gene Ontology annotation, biological process: regulation of transcription by RNA polymerase II. Gene Ontology annotation, molecular function: RNA polymerase II cis-regulatory region sequence-specific DNA binding; DNA-binding transcription factor activity, RNA polymerase II-specific. The transcript has 6 exons.
CGGGCUGGCGAUGGAGAGGCGCGCCGGGCAGGACGCGGGGUGCAAGGAUGAAUUUGAGGAGCCGGAAGAGAAGGGAGCGAGAGAGUCACUCCUGUGCACGGAACAGUUUGUUCAAAACGAAAACCUCCUGAAUGAGGUUAGAGCUGAAAGUAGCUCCCUGGGUCCUACUGUGAUCCUUGAGGAUCCAUCUGAGAAGAUCCUGAAAAAAGAAAGGAGUCCUGAAAUUUCAAAAGAGGAAGAAGAAGAUGGAGAAUACUAUCUAGACCCCAAGCCGGAAUCCCAUCUGGCACAACCAUCGUCUUUAGAUUCUCCUUCCCUUGCGUUCUACCAAACUUCUAACUUAACCGCCUACUUCGGCGAUGUCAACCCGGAUCCCCCUAUUUCUGAAACUGAACACAAGCCAGAACUUGGGGACCCUUCAAAAUCAGAAGAAAAAGUAGACUUGGGCAGCUUGAAUGUGACACAAAAGCAGACCACGAAAAAGAAAGCCAGGAGGGUUCUCCCACGGGGUUCCCAAAAUGCUUCUUGGGUGGUGCUGGAGAACAUACAAAAUCCAGAUGUCAACCAGAACCUCAACUUGGGCCAUUGCACACGCAGGUCAGCCAGAUGUGCUACAGCGGUUAGAGUGGACCAGUCCUCCUUCAGGCUCUCUUCGCUUCUAGUGCCCAAAGGCAGUCUGGGUGGGAUUCAGGACAAGAGAGAUCCCGGUUUGCUAGACGUUUCCGGAGAGUCUGCUCCACCUGCUCGGAAGAAAACGCGUACGUUCUACAAUGCUAAACAGCUACAGGAAUUGGAGAAAAUGUUCCAAGAAGAUCAUUAUCCUGACAACGAGAAGCGCCAAGAAAUUGCGGCCUCGGUUGGUGUGACGCCCCAGCGAAUUAUGGUCUGGUUCCAAAAUCGCCGAGCCAAGUGGAGAAAAAUCGAAAAGUUGACGGUGAAGAACAAUAAGAAAUAUUCUCUCUCAGCACCUGCUCUGCCAGUGGAUCCCCAGCGAAUGCCGCAAGGCACAACUGUGUUGGCUGUGACUCAGCUGCCUGACCUUGCAAACAAUCAGCCUGAGACUGCAGCUGUGACCUAUUCCGGGGCCCUAGGUGGACCAUCCAUCUCAUUGUCCACCACCUCAGGCGCCUCGCUUACCGGCAAGAUGAGCUUUUAUGACUCCCUCCCGACCAAGGUGGCCUCCCAGGGUGCUUUGGGAUCCCUCCGGGAAGAGCUCUUUCCGGCCAUUCCCAGCCCUCCACCGAUUCGCCGGAGCAGCAACCUUCCCCUCAACGUGAUCCUGAACCCGGAUUACCACAUUGUUCCGUUGAUGCUGGACGACAGCCUGCCCAGCGAACGCAGCCCCUCCAGCCAGGAAAGCAACUCGAGCGAGACCCUCACCUUCAGCAUCCAGACACAAAGGUCAGCCAGUGGCCCAGGAGCAGGGGGAAAAAAGGGGGUCCCCCGGCCACUUGGUCCCCGGGGGGCAAUAAUGACCUAUCACCUGGAACAAAAAAAGGGGGGUCCCACUGCAUUGCUUCCCACUCUCUUCUUUGGAACAGCAGCUCCCAGUUGGUCCCAGGCCUUGCUUACCUAAAAGGGGCAUUAGGCAGUCUGCAAUACAGGUAGUCCUCAAUGUACGACCGGUCGUUUUAACGCUCCCUGUUGUAAAAAUCAGAUGUGGCCGCCUGGUAUCCCACUCAGCCCAAGCAGCGUGACUCAGGACUGUAAUGCUGGGCUUACGGUAGCAAGUCAAGGACUGCUGGGUUAGUGUAGAGUCUGACCUUGGUUCUGGCACUGAUGAUGUUCCCUAGUUGGGUCAUGAAACGUCUGCAAGGAAACCAUCAAGCUCAAGAGAGCAAGCAAGGACCCCACAGUGGGUCUAUGGGGAGUGGGAGUGAUCCAAAACAUCCUGACGUAACUGCUUCAAAAGUUCCUGGGUGUGUCUAGCAGUGUGCGGGCAAGCAUUGUCGUGAACCGACACCACACCGGAAGUGGUGCCAUAGAAAAUCCCGCCAAAUGUGAAGAGGCCAAAGGAGUAACUGCUCGUGAAGUCCAUGGAGCCUGGUUCGACCCUCAAUUCAGACGUCUGCUGUGAAACGUUACGAAAACUCAGACGAACCAUCCAUAACAAGUGUCGG